AUGUAUAAUCGAGGCCCGCCUUACGACCCUCGCUACGGCGGUUAUCCAUCUGGUCAGUCACCAUACGGCCAUCCAUCAUCUGGUCCUCAUCCCCAUGCUGGAUCACCUGGCUUCAAUCAAUACUCACCUCAUGGAUUUCAAGGCCCAGCCUCUCAGCCAGGCGUCCCAUUCUACCAACCCCAGCCAGGCAAGCAAUACGACAACUCUCCAAACUACCCUCCGCGGGAGCAGUUCCCUCGACCUCCCCAACGUGGUGGACCUGCGAUGAGAGGUGGACGAGCACAUUUUGCUAACCUAUCAUGGACACCAGGUGACGGAGUAAAAGGCGGCCAUCUGGUAGAGCCUGGCCUCAAGACCAAAGAUGGCGCGACUGUUCAACCGAAGUCAGUUGCAUCUGUGCCUGACCCAGAGGACGAAGACAAUCCCUUUCGACCGCCGGCCGACCUGCGAGCUGAAGACGAGAAUGCACGAAAGAAGCGCAAGACCGAAACGCCAGUUUCGACGGUGGCUGCUGUGGGCGAUGUGCCUAGGACUGCAGAAGAAAAGGCAGCCCAGGCGGAACGCGAAAAGAACAAGAUCAGCUUUUCGAUUAAGGGUCGUGCGAGCAUGGCAGCAGCUGAGAAGGCUCCUGCCGCACCUCGAACGGAAACCUCGCCACUAGUGGCCAAGAAGACACCAGCGAUAUCUCCUCUUGUGCAGAACAAUGUGCCGAAGAGCUCAAACUACGUGGGCAACACGCGCAUCGAACCGCCUAAGCCUGAGCCUCCCAGAACACGCAAGGAGAUUGUGAGGAAGAAGCGGAUAAAGCCUCGACCGCAGCUUUCCGACGAGUUCAAGCAAUCAGACAGCGUCUACUUCAGAAAGACAGGCAACGAGUCUGUGGUGGGAAGCGGCACUUAUGGCAAGGUGUACAAAGCUGUUCAUGUGUACACUGGUGACAUGGUAGCGCUGAAGAAGAUCCGCAUGGAGGGUGAGCGUGAUGGCUUCCCGGUCACCGCUAUCCGUGAGAUCAAGCUAUUGCAGUCUCUCAAGCACACCAAUGUCGUUCCUCUCCUGGAAGUAAUGGUCGAGCGGAACGACUGCUUUAUGGUCUUCGAGUACCUAUCACACGAUUUGACCGGACUGCUCAACCAUCCCUCGUUCGCCCUCACAGCAGGUCACAAGAAACAUCUAGCCAAGCAAUUGUUCGAAGGUCUGGACUAUCUUCAUAGGAGAGGAGUGCUGCACCGCGACAUCAAAGCAGCGAACAUCCUCAUUUCGAAGGACGGUGUCCUCAAGCUUGCAGACUUCGGCCUGGCACGUUUCUAUCAAAAACGACAAAAGCAAGACUACACCAACCGAGUCAUCACUAUCUGGUACCGGAGUCCUGAAUUGCUCCUUGGAGAAACACAGUACGGCCCGGCCGUCGACAUUUGGAGUGCAGCUUGUGUUCUAGUCGAAAUCUUCACACGACACGCCAUCUUCCCUGGUGAUGGAGGCGAGAUCAAUCAGCUGGACAAGAUCUACAACGUACUUGGUACGCCGUCACGUAGUGAAUGGCCUGGCAUUACUGAAUUACAGUGGUACGAGCUUCUCCGGCCGAGCCAUCGCAUCCCAUCGACUUUCGCGGAGAAGUACAAAGAGCGUGUCAGCCACGACGCAUUCGAGCUACUGCAAGCGAUGUUCUUAUACGAUCCUGCCAAUCGACCAACUGCAGCAGAUGUUCUCGAGCACCCCUACUUCACCACCGAAGAACCCAAGCCGGCACAAGUGGUGGAGUUGGCAGAUCUUGAGGGAGAUUGGCACGAAUUCGAGAGUAAGGCUCUGAGAAAGGAGAAGGAGCGGCAGGAGCGUGAGGCGAGACGACGAGAGCGAGAAGGCGAGAAGCGGAAGAUGGAGGAAAGAAGCCGAAGAUGA
Messenger RNA from Zasmidium cellare ATCC 36951, 1896 nucleotides. RefSeq lists its product as uncharacterized. NCBI's taxonomy places the organism in Eukaryota, Fungi, Ascomycota, Dothideomycetes, Mycosphaerellales, Mycosphaerellaceae. Bases 1 to 1896 code for a protein of 631 amino acids. Gene Ontology annotation, biological process: protein phosphorylation; transcription elongation by RNA polymerase II; positive regulation of transcription elongation by RNA polymerase II. The record is from RefSeq and is a predicted model, not a curated record. Gene Ontology annotation, cellular component: cyclin/CDK positive transcription elongation factor complex; nucleus. Gene Ontology annotation, molecular function: cyclin-dependent protein serine/threonine kinase activity; RNA polymerase II CTD heptapeptide repeat kinase activity; ATP binding. The transcript has 3 exons.